Molecule: messenger RNA, 1194 nt
Organism: Impatiens glandulifera
Lineage: Eukaryota; Viridiplantae; Streptophyta; Magnoliopsida; Ericales; Balsaminaceae
Product: 60S ribosomal protein L10a-2-like
Exons: 7
Source: RefSeq, a predicted model, not a curated record
GGGGGAGACUUGAGCGAUUUUGGCAAAGGAAAGCUCGAAUAACCUCUUUUUCUGAUGCAUUAGAGCUUCAGAGUGAUGCCCUGAGAGAAGCUAUUACUCAGAUAUCAAUUGAUGCUAAGGAGAAGAAGCGCAACUUCACUGAAACUGAUGAACUGCAGAUUGGGUUGAAGAAUUAUGAUCCCCAGAAAGACAAGCGUUUCAGUGGUUCAGUAAAGUUGCCUAAUAUUCCUCGCCCCAAGAUGAAGGUCUGCAUGCUUGGUGAUGCUCAGCAUAUUGUAGAGGUAAUUGUGUUGUUGAUGUUUCUGAAAUUAAUGGAUGCGAAGAAUAGGGAACUUUAUAAAAUUAUUAAGCUUCAGAGUGAUGCCUUGAGAGAAGCUAUUACUCAGAUAUCAACUGAUGCCAAGGAGAAGAAGCGCAACCUCAUUGAAACUGUUGAACUGCAGAUUGGGUUGAAGAAUUAUGAUCCCCAGAAAGACAAACGUUUCAGUGGUUCAUUAAAGUUGCCUCAUAUUACUCGCCCCAAGAUGAAGGUCUGCACGCUUGGUGAUGCUCAGCAUAUUGGAGAGGUGUUGAUAAACAAUUUUGAACCGAUAGUCAAGAUGGUUCUGGGUUCAUUUCAAGAACCUCACCCUCGGGUCAGGUGGGCAGCCAUCAACGCUAUUGGACAACUGUCUACAGACUUGGGGACAGACUUGCAAGUUCAGUACCACCAACAGGUUUUACCAGCUUUAGUCAAUGGAUGAUUUCCAGAACCCUCGUGUACAGGCACACAUGUUGCCUCAGCACUGCUAAAUUGCAGUUAGAAUUGUACCCCAAACAUUUUGACACCAUAUUUGGACGAGUUGGUCAGCAAACUGCUUAUACUUUUGCAGAAUGAUAAAGAAAUGGUACAAGAAGGUGCCUUGACAGCCUUAGCAUCAGAUGCUGAUUCAUAUAAGGUGAUGAAAACCAGAUAAAGUGAAAUGGAGGAUUUAUUAAGAGAAAGCUGAUAGGACAAAGGCUGAAGACUUUGACGCUGAGGAGAAUUCAGUGAGGAUGAGUCCGCUAAAGCUAUGGAUCACUCUCAGUUCUGUAGUUUAGUUCAGCUUACUUUUUUUUUUUUUAAUGUAAGGCAAAGUUUGUUCCCACAUCGUUACUUUACAAAAGAAAUAGUAUGUAUAUAAGUGAUUAGAAUUCUCUAUAUUAUACUUAUAA